AUGGAGCUAAGUAGCAUCAAAGAUGCAUUUGAUCGUGUAGCCAAGAAGCAAAAAUUAUCAUCUUCCAAGUCUCAGGAAGUUGUUGACCAUGUUGGGCGUGAAAUUGAGCAGGCACUGGCAACAAUUCAGUCACCCCAUGACCUCUCUUCUCCUGUUGACCAGAAAUCCCUUCUCACAGAACUUAAGCUUAAGAUUAAUGCUAUUGGACCACUUCAACAGUUGGAAGGAUCAAAUAAGGAAUUGAACGCAAGUCUUACCAAGUAUCAAAAACUCCUUGAAAAAUUAUUAAAUCCUGAUAUAUCAAAGGCAUACAGAAAUGUGGAAUUUGAUACUCAUAUUAUCAAUCAGAUCAUUGCAAACCACUUUUACCGUCAAGGUUUAUUUGAUCUUGGAGAUAGCAUCGCAAAUGAGUCUGGAGAGCCUGAUGCAACUGCACUUAGAUCUCAAUUCUUGGAAAUGCAUCAGAUUAUUGGUGCUAUGAGGGAAAAAAACCUUCAGCCUGCACUGACAUGGGUCUCUGCUAAUCGAGAGAAACUUGGCCUGAUUGAUUCCAAUCUUGAGCUUAAGAUUCACAGACUGCAGUUUGUAGAGGUCCUGCAACAUGGAACCCGAGCUGAUGCCUUAAAAUAUGCCCGAACUUAUCUUGCUCCUUUUGCUUCCAUCAACAAGGACGAGUUCCCAAAGCUCAUGGGUUGCCUCUUGUAUGCAGGAAGGCUAGAGAGCUCCCCUUAUUCUGAGCUGAUGUCCCCAAUUCAUUGGGAGAUGACAACUGAAGAGCUCACACGACAGUUCUGCACUCUCAUGGGGCAGUCCUAUGAGAACCCACUUAGUGUAGCAGUUGCUGCAGGAGUUGAGGGGUUGCCUACGCUGUUAAAGCUGGCAAAUGUAAUGGCAGCAAAGAAGCAGGAGUGGCAGGAAAUGAAACAGUUGCCAGUGCCUGUAGAAUUGGGUAAGGAAUUCCAGUUUCAUUCGAUUUUUGUUUGCCCUGUGAGUAGGGAUCAAGGAAGUGAAGAGAACCCUCCAAUGCUGUUGCCGUGCUUACAUGUCCUUUGCAAGCAAUCAAUCAUGAAGUUAUCAAAAAACAGCACCCGAACAUUCAAGUGUCCAUAUUGUCCAGCCGAAGCGACAGUUACACACUGCAGACAACUGUAUUUCUGA
Molecule: messenger RNA, 1158 nt
Organism: Sphenostylis stenocarpa
Lineage: Eukaryota; Viridiplantae; Streptophyta; Magnoliopsida; Fabales; Fabaceae
Source: the annotation of a GenBank genome assembly